Closterium sp. NIES-65 is the source of this 2205-nucleotide messenger RNA. Lineage: Eukaryota; Viridiplantae; Streptophyta; Zygnematophyceae; Desmidiales; Closteriaceae. The record is from the annotation of a GenBank genome assembly.
AUGAGAGAUGAGCAGGAACGUCAGAGGGCAGAGGCUGCAGAUAGGGUCAGGGCGGAAGCAGCUGCAUUGAUUCGUAGGGAGGAAGAGGAGCAGAGGGCAAGAGAGGAGGCAGAUAAGACGGUGGCCGUGGAUGAUCGAAGGAUGGCUGCAGCGGCAGAGCGGAUGAAGGAAGAGGCAGACCCGUUAUCACACAGAGAGGAGGAAGAGCGGCGUAUAGAACCGGUAGACAUGGUCAUGGGCGAGGCAGAGGCGACUAUACGUAGAGUGGAGGAGGAUCUGCGGAGGGUUGAUGUCAGGCUUGAGUCCGAGACGACACUACCCAGCGGGGUGGAAACGCGAAUUGCGACGACGGCGGCUCGCCGAACGACAGGGGAUCCUCGGCUGAAUCCAGACGUGGAAAUGGGGGUAGAGAGUGUUACAACAUCGACAGAGCAUGGGAGAGUGGGCACGGGACAAGGAAGAGCUCAAGGGGAUGAGGUGAGGGAUGCAGAGCUUGAGGAGAUGCGCCGUAGAUGGGCUAUGGAUGGCGCCACAGUACGGGCAAUCGCCGAGGAUGAGCAAAGGUUGGCAGACGCCGAAAGGGAGCGUGAGGCAUCUGCAACGAGAGCGAUGCAAGAGGUUGAGCACAUGCGCCGUAGGUGGGACGAGCAGCAGGUCACGCGAAGAGCAAGAUUACAAACAGAGAGGAUGCGGGUUGAGCAGGAAGAGAGGAUGGCGGAGGCGGUGGCAGGUGAUGAAGUGGCGAGGGCUACGCGUGAUGCGAGUGAUCAGUUUCGAUACGGCGGCCGCGAUAGUGAUAUGACGCAGAGAGAAAGAGAGUGGGGGGAAGCCGAGCACAACGUAUGGCAGAACGUCAUGCAAGGAGCGGCCAUAUUAGAGGAGACUGAUGAUGGGUUUGUUGAGGCGGGAACAGCCGGAGUUGGUGGAGGCGUGGCUGGAGUGGCAGAAGUUCUACGACGUCUAACGUUCAUCGCGCAGGCCGUUGCCAGCAGCUCCGCACAACAGAAUGCUAGGAUUAGUGGCAACCUCCGCCAGCUUCAAUCCGCAUGUACGCGCAUUGCCCGGUGGACAGAGGACUACAACGAGGACGCUGAAAACAUGUUGCGGGAGUACAGAGAGGCGAAGGCGAUAGCUAUCAUCGAACGUCAGAGGGCAGCGCAGACACGCACGGAAAUCAACACUUCUAUACAGGGGCUCCAUCGCAGAGUAGCUGAACAGCGCGCAGUGGCACGGGAGUACGUGACGCUGUUGAGCUCGUUGAAGGAGCAUGUAAAAGAGGGGGUAGAUGCGGCAAUGGGCCGGGCGGCGCUGGAGGGAAGACUUAGGGUGGUUCUACCCAACGACUACAUGGAGACGAUGAAAAAGGCGGUUGUCGCCAACGUCCAGGAAACACUGGCUGGGGUCAAGUCUGCGAUGGAUGAGAAUUGCCACAGGCUUGAGACUUUGAAAGCCGACAUCCUGGCAGCCGUGGAUGAGAAGCUGUCUAGGAGGAUACAGGUCGGCCAGGUUCCGGCCCCGCAACACAACCCACCGUCUGCCCCGCAUUUCUCCCAACCUUUCACGUGUGACAACUCUCCAGAUGCAGCGCUCGCGGCGGCCGCGAACAUGGUCGAGAGAUGGGGGUUUGCAGGCCGACAGGAGAUGUUGGAGUCGGAAAGACGUACAGAGACGGGAGGGGAACACACCAGCGUUGACAGGGAGGCGCAGAUGGCACGUGGCAAACCUACGGCGGUGACCAGCGUGGGGCGGGCUGACAAGGAUGGAGAACGGGCUAUUGAGGCGGCGGCGCAACAGCGGCGCAUGGAGGAAGCAGAGCGGCAGAGAGCACUCGUCGAGGAGCAGCGUACUGCUAGAGAGGCGGAAGAGGCAAGGCUAAGAGUUGAGAAUGAACGUGCGGCAGCGCAGAACACCAAACAUGGAGAACGUGCGGUUCUGCAAGCUGGCAACGCUGAUGUAGAGAGGGCCAACGACGAUUCACACGAGCAGCCAGUUCCUGAGGCGGACGACGAGGGGAAGAGACCUGGAGUGCAUCGGCCAUUCAAGGCGCCGGGAUUGUUCGAGAGAAACAAAAAUGAUCCAGAGAAGCUGCGGUACACAUCUGAGCAGACGUUAGGGGGCAAGAAGCGGAACAUGGGGUCACAUAAGGAGGCGUGGAGUAGAAACUUCACCGUCUGUGUCUGCUGGCUCGCGUACUUCCCGGAUUGA